Messenger RNA from Aspergillus calidoustus, 1167 nucleotides. NCBI's taxonomy places the organism in Eukaryota, Fungi, Ascomycota, Eurotiomycetes, Eurotiales, Aspergillaceae. The record is from the annotation of a GenBank genome assembly.
AUGCCUUCACUCAAGAGAAAAUUCGACAAGGGCCAAGAGUACGUCCGGUAUAUAACCAAACGCAUCAAGCUUCAUCGACGGAACAAAGGCCGAGGCGCCGGACGCUUCGACACCCUCCCGCCAGAAGUCAUCCAUAUCAUUGCAACGUUCACUGAGCGCAGAGCGCUAUCCCGUCUACGCGCAACAUGCUGCUACAUCUUCAACUCCACCCAAUACCACUGGCAGCACACCUACUCUGUCCAAACAAUCCGCACGGACUUUUCGAAACGCUCGCUAAAAAGGCUAGAGAAACUCUGCAAACAUCGCGAGCUCAUGCUCAAGGUCGAGACCUUGCUUAUUCAGGAGCCCCGCCGGACCGAAUUCGGCAAAGGGUUCACCUGGAAACGCGAUUCGGGAGCAUUUCCUGAAAUGCUUCGAUAUGACCAGGACGCAGUCAAGCAGUGGCAAGCGGUCUUUUCGAAACUCGUCAACUGCCGCUCCUUCAUCUUCCACGCGGCCUCCGAGGCUCACAGACCGACCAACAAGCUAACGGGCACAGACGCCCUCGUGGUCCUCCUCUACAUCCUCGCGGGCUCCGGCAUCCCCGCAGAAAUCCCUCGGGAGGUCAGCGGCGUCGACCCCAAACGCCUCUCCGCCUUUGAGAUGGUCAAGUUACCCGGAUUCAAGCAGGCGUGCGCGAGUAUCCGCUCGCUAUGCGUGAGCGGUGCGAUGCGCGGAGAGGAGAGCAUCUUCGCAACCAUGCUCCCGCACACAGCGGCGCUGCAGAAACUCAUUGUCCGGAACUGUUGGGACCAGGAGGCUGAGCCGUUCAUGGCCGCGCUGGCGCACCUCGCGCGCGACGAGCCUCUGCGCUUCCACCUGCGUGAGUUUGAGUACUCGCGGAGCGUCUUUGAUCGGCGGCAGAGGGCCCCUGUAAACGCGACACGGCACUUUACCCAGUUCCUCGCGUCGCAGAAUGGAUCGCUGCGUAAGCUGGUUCUCGGUCCGUUGUCCGUCUUUGAGGGAUCCUUUGUGCCUGUCCUCGACUCGUUGCGCGACAACAACAAGGCCCUCGAGGAUAUCACGAUUCGGGAUAUGCAGUGCUGGCCGUCUCGCACGCGGCUGCGUUUCCCUGGGAUUGAGAAGAAUCCCGUUGUUAGAUCCUUUGUGCAGGGCUUUACUUGCUAG